AUGCAUGCCGGGAGUUGUAGUCCACACCUUAUUGCAGUCCACUGUGAAAGCUGUCCCACAACAUCGAUAAAGAAACCCUGCCAAACAUCUUCCAGUAAAAUGGGGAAACCAACUGGUGGGAGAUCAUCAAAAAAUCCUUUUAAAUCACAAAAUCAACAAAGGACUUCCAGCAAAAAAAAGGGAGCAGAUGAACAAGGAAGAAAACAAGGUCAAAAAAGACAGAAGGUCCCUCAGACAGUCAGAAGGGAAGCUGAGGAACUGGAGGAGUAUUCCCUGCAGGUAGGGUCCUGAAAUGGUUCUUCAAAAACAGUGAAGCUGUCCAGUGCUGCAAUAGGAUCUUGGCAGCCUCUCUCAGAGAACAGUAGGCUGUUCCUGGAAAAUACACUGGAUUCAGUAGUACUAUCUGUUUUGUUCCAACAGAGGGAGAGAAAAGAUGAUGUUCAGAAGCACCUCAAUGUACUGAAAAAAAGGGUGCUGAGAAGUUUCAUGACUUUAAAGGUGCCUCCAGAGCUGGGCAACCUGAAGAAUAUCCAGAACCUUCAAGUGGCAGAGAAACAAAUGCUUGAGACAAAUGAGCAGUGUUUGCUACAACUGCAGGAUGAAAUAACUGAAGUGGAGAGAUUAGCAGAGCACAUUAAGGAAAAUACACUCCAGCUGCAGCACAAAAUCCAGGUGCUCAAGAACCAGGUAGAGGAAGAUGAAAAAGAGGCCAGGAAGGUAUUCCAGGAAAAGCAGUGGAGCACUCCACCUCCCAGACUCCCCAAGUGCAGUUUGCAGGCACCCACUUUGCAGGAGGAAAUUUUGAAGGUAAAGAAUCAGGGGGGCCUUUUAAAGGAUUUGAACGCUAUUCAGCGGUCAGCUGACUUGAAGAACUUGUUAACCCUUGUUGAGAAGACCUAUGAGAAGGUGGAUUUGCUUUGAGUAGCCAAAAUGUGUGGAGUCUCCAUGCUGAGUUUGGAAUCUGCUUUCUUUCUAAUGGGCUCCAGUUGUGACUGCUGAAACAUUUUCUAUUUACAUUGGUAUAUAAAUCUGUAGAUAUAUUUUGGACUGAUUUAAGUCAUUUGUAGGUUUUUUUGGGGUUUUUUUGAACUGUGAUGAUGUCUAAUGAUGAUAUACCCUGUCUUAGGAGAAGGGAGGGAAAUGGAUGCUGGUGUUUUUGCAGAAUAAGGGAACUGCUCCAUUAUGUUUGCACUUCUAUAUUUGUAAAUCACUGAAGGCAGUGUCUUUUACCAAAGUAGAUUUAUCAGGGGUUUAAUCUUUAAACCUGAAACAGGUAGUAAAAAUAAAUUUAUCUAAUACUCAGUUGUAAAUCCCUGUUCAACUUUUUUCUAUUUUUUAAUGC
This is a messenger RNA of Catharus ustulatus (Swainson's thrush), 1342 nucleotides long. RefSeq names its product centromere protein Q (gene CENPQ). NCBI's taxonomy places the organism in Eukaryota, Metazoa, Chordata, Aves, Passeriformes, Turdidae. The record is from RefSeq and is a predicted model, not a curated record.